Molecule: messenger RNA, 1038 nt
Organism: Rotaria sp. Silwood2
Lineage: Eukaryota; Metazoa; Rotifera; Eurotatoria; Philodinida; Philodinidae
Source: the annotation of a GenBank genome assembly
AUGUUCCAACCGCAAGAUACCGCAAGACCAACCGAAGAAACAUUAUCGCCAAACCAUCAACUACAUCAAGACACAACAAAAACAACCGAAGGAUUGGAAUCUCCAUUACAUGAGCAACUGUUCCAAAGUACUACAACACACAGAUCAAUAUCUCAAGAACAUCAAGAAACAGAUGAAAAUGCUGCAUUACGCGCACAAAUACGUAACUAUCGUGAACAAAAUGUGGAACUAAUUCAAAGUUUUCAAAAUUUGAAUGAAGAAUUGAAAAGAAAAAAGAUCGAUUCAUUCGAAGUAUUGACUGAACAAGACAAAGAAAUGAAGAAAAUUUUUAUUGAAUUAGCUCGUUUAACUCAACCAAUGCCAAUGGAAGGUUGUAAUAUUGGUUUAUUUGGUUUGACAUCAACAGGCAAAUCAACAAUGCUAAAUGCUAUUAUUGGCCAAAAGCUCGCCGAAACUGGUGUUGGUGAAACAACAAGAAAUAUCGUAUCAUAUCAAAGUCCAAACUUUACACUAUGGGAUGUUCCUGGUCGAAAUGAUGAAAUGACUUAUAUGACUAUGGAAUAUAUUUCAUUUUUCAAAGGUCUCUCGAAACGUUUGAUUUUAAUUGAAGCAACAGUCAAAGAAAAUUCCAGUAUGAUGAAACUCUUCGAUGAACUUGAAUUACGUUAUGCGAUUGUUUUCAAUAAAUUUGACAAAGUUGACGAUGAAGAACAGCAACAAAUUCAACAACAGAUUGGACAUGAAAUUAAAAUACUCGAUAAUCAUAUUCUUGAAAUAAUCUGGAAUCAACCAAUAUUAAAUCAAAAAAAUUCUAACAUACAUCGUUGUUUAUAUUCAAGUGUUUCACUUCAAACAUAUCCAACAUCAAAAAAUGUAUCAUGUGCAAGAUAUCACGAUUGUCGAUUUAUUUAUUGGAAUCAAAAUGAUAUUCAACAAGUCAAUCGGGAUGUUCAAUUUAAUAACUAUCUCAAUUAUGAUCAAGAUUUCUAUACAGCAUUAAAUUAUCUUACUGAUUAUGGUCUUGUUUUUAUUGAUUAA